Owenia fusiformis is the source of this 533-nucleotide messenger RNA. NCBI's taxonomy places the organism in Eukaryota, Metazoa, Annelida, Polychaeta, Sabellida, Oweniidae. The record is from the annotation of a GenBank genome assembly.
AACGGUUAUGAUGUCAUCGCUCAGGGUAACCACAUAGCAACCAGUGUUAAACCAGGAAUGGAGAAUGAGUCAGGUGAACUGUAUGUUAAAGGACCAAAUGUCUUUAUGGAAUAUCUUAACAAUCCCACAGCGACAAAGUCUACCUUCUCAAAAGAUGGCUGGUUCAAAACUGGUGACACAGCAAUGUAUAAAGCUGGCGCUUAUAGUAUUCUUGGUAGGACUUCAGUUGACAUCAUCAAAAGUGGCGGAUACAAAAUAAGUGCACUUGACAUUGAGCGCCAUCUAUUGACACACCCAGACAUUAAAGACUGUGUCGUGGUUGGGCUUCCAGAUAUGACAUGGGGCCAACGUGUCGCAGCUAUAAUUAUACAGAAAGAUGGCAGCACACACAUAAAUCAACAAACUCUAAAAAAGUGGGCUGCGGACAUUUUACCAUCAUAUCAAAUUCCAUCCAUUGUGAAAGUCAUGGACGAUAUACCAAAGAAUGCUAUGGGGAAAGUCAAUAAGAAAUUAAUUGUCAAAAAUGUUUUUCC